Messenger RNA from Cicer arietinum (chickpea), 1649 nucleotides. RefSeq names its product protein RETICULATA-RELATED 4, chloroplastic-like. The record is from RefSeq and is a predicted model, not a curated record. Lineage: Eukaryota; Viridiplantae; Streptophyta; Magnoliopsida; Fabales; Fabaceae.
ACAAGUCAUAACAUAACUCAAAGCUCCUGAGUCGUGAGCAGCCUCAUAAGUCAGUGAAAAGCCAAAAAGCUGAGUGAAGAAAGAAGCAUCAAAGAACAAACAAUGUCGAUCGCUUUUUCCUUUAUUCCUCCUUCCCCUCAUUCUCUUUCUUCUCAUUCUCCUUCCACUCCUAAAUCUAUCCCUCCAUUUUCUUUCUCUUCACCUUCCCUCCGUUUCCGUCUCACUCCAACUCCCUCUCCCUUUUUCCGUAUCAACCACCGCGCAGAUCCUCUCUUCAUUCUCCACUCCACCGAUUCCUCCGGAGGAUCCUUCGGCGGUCAUGAUGACGGUAGUUCAUUCGGCGGUCAUGGCGGCGGCGGAGACGACAAUGACAAACACGACGGCGACGGUAACGGCGACGGAGAAAACAAUGACGGACCUAACGGAUUGAAUGAGGCGCUUUUGUUGUUGGCGCAAGCAGGUAGGACAUUGGAGAGCGUGCCUGCUGACCUAGCGUCCGCUAUCAAGGAGGGUAAGAUCCCUGCCUCGGUUGUUUCUCGGUUUUUGGAACUUGAGAAGUCUCCGUUCUUGCGGUGGUUGCUUCAGUUUGCUGGAUUCAAAGAGCGUCUUCUCGCUGAUGAUCUCUUUCUUGCUAAGAUCGGUAUGGAGUGCGGCGUUGGAGUCUUCACCAAGACUGCUGCUGAGUACGAUCGGAGGAGGGAGAACUUUUUCAAUGAGUUGGAAAUUGUGUUCGCUGAUGUGGUCAUGGCUAUACUCGCAGAUUUCAUGCUUGUUUAUCUACCAGCACCUACCGUUUCUCUUCGACCACCACUUGGAGUCAGUGCAGGGGCUAUUACUAAGUUUUUCCACAACUGCCCAGAUAAUGCAUUCCAGGUUGCUCUCUCUGGAACAUCAUAUUCUUUCUUGCAGAGAUUUGGUGCAAUUGUGCGUAACGGGACCAAGCUUUUUGCUGUUGGAAGUGCUUCAUCACUGGUUGGGACAGCUGUGACAAAUGCCUUAAUUAAUGCAAAGAAGGCUGUUAAUAAGUCUUCAGCCGAGGAAAUUGAAAAUGUUCCCAUAUUGUCUACCAGUGCCGCCUAUGGUGUCUAUAUGGCUGUUUCAAGCAAUCUCAGGUACCAAGUUGUUGCGGGAAUUAUAGAACAGAGGCUUUUGGAACCUUUGUUGCAUCAGCACAAGCUUGUGCUUAGUGCAAUUUGCUUUGCUGUUCGUACAGGCAAUACAUAUUUGGGUUCAUUAUUAUGGGUUGAUUAUGCUCGUUGGAUAGGGGUUCAGUAGGCCCAAGACAAAGAUUACAGCGUGGAUCUUUCUUGAUAGACUGCAUUUAUAUCAAGAAGCUCGAUUCCUUCAGUGUUAGACAUCACAACAAAUUAACUUAUUUGGAGGUUUGGUUGUAGGAGUAGUCCAAUAGUUUUUUUUAUCCCCUCUAUAUUUAAUUUUAUAUGCUCAUUGCUAAGCACUCUGCUUAUUCUUGUUUUUUCUCAUAAAUUUCCUCAUUCAAUUGAUGUUAUGACUGCGAGGAUGACAACAUAUAUAUAUUUUUUCUUUGGGUACGAGGAUGUAGUUUGGAACUAGAUGAGAAGGUUAUUGAAUGAUAUUAAAGAAACAAGUUUUUUCUUACUGGCAAAAGAAAUCCUUUGCUUUUGGACUCA